AUGGCGGCGUAUAGCAACGCGCCCAUCAUGUAUUCCAGCGUCCAACCAAGCACCGACCUGUCAGGCGCAGUCAUUGCAGAUGGUGAGGCCGAUGGCCACGCCCUUUGGUCCGGCGCCACGCCCGUCGUAGGCGACCCGCAGCCGGUGACGGUCACAACGGGCACCGCCAUGACGGCGCCCUACGUGGCGAGCUCGCCCUACGUGGCGAGCUCCACGUGGAAGGUCGUAGGCGACCCGCAGCCGAUGACGGUCACAACGGGCACCCCCAUGACGGCGCCCUACGUGGCGAGCUCGCCCUACGUGGCGAGCUCCACGUGGAAGGUCGUAGGCGACCCGCAGCCGGUGACGGUCACACCGGGCACCACCAUGACGGCGCAGGGAUACUACGGGGCCGCAGCCAUGGCCCGGUUGAAGGGCAGUCGCCAGUUACAGGGGCUUUUCUUGCCCUGGCUCUUCUUCUGCGGCCUUUUUGCCUUGUUGUCUUGUUCCUUACACUUCUAUCGCCCCUUCCUCACCUACACCUUGGUCGCCCUCGCGGGGCUGGUGUGGUGCGCGCUGGCUUGGACGAGUCUUCGGCUCAAAGGCUUCCUGUCGGUGACGAUGGCAGUGGCCCGGCGGAAGAAGCGGGUUGCCUGGCUUUUGGCUGUGGUCUUCGGCAAUAUGAACUAUGCGGCCACCUCACAGCCUUAUCACAGCUAUGAGCACAUGGACGUGCUGCCCGACGUGAGUCCGACGGAGUCCACGGGCGCAGAGGUCCUGGCCGCCGGGCGCGUGGACUUCGGAAAGCACUCGGUGCUCGACAUUCGAAGGUCCAUGUCCUUCAAGAACGUAGAGACCUACUGUGUUGCGCCCAUCACCGUGACCAAGGGUGGGGUGGCGCUGCCACUGGAGAGCUACGACUUCUGGGCAGUUGGCUUGAAUUGUUGCUCCCUCAACACUGCUGACUUCCAUUGUGGCGAGUACAACAACCCUGGCGCCCACAGUGGCUUGCGCCUACUGGACGACGAACAGCGACCCUUCUAUCGCUUGGCUGUGGAACAGGCGGAGGCGGCGUAUAGCUUGAAGGCCCGGACGGUUUGGGGUGGAGCUGGGCUACUUAGCUAA
Durusdinium trenchii is the source of this 1104-nucleotide messenger RNA. The record is from the annotation of a GenBank genome assembly. Lineage: Eukaryota; Dinophyceae; Suessiales; Symbiodiniaceae.